GGAUGUGUGUGGUGGCGGCGGCGGCCGAAGAGCUUGUGUGCGGAGCUGAGAGGCCUAUGGAUGAGGAGGACGCGGCGGCCCCGGUUUGUUCUCAUGAACAAGAUGGAUGACCUCAACCUGCACUACCGGUUUCUGAAUUGGCGCCGGCGGAUUCGGGAGAUCCGAGAGGUGCGGGCUUUCCGGUACCAGGAGAGGUUCAAACAUAUUCUUGUGGACGGAGACACUUUAAGUUACCAUGGAAACUCUGGUGAAGUUGGCUGCUACGUGGCUUCCCGACCUUUGACCAAGGACAGCAAUUAUUUUGAGGUAUCUAUCGUGGACAGCGGUGUCCGGGGCACCAUUGCUGUGGGGCUGGUCCCCCAGUACUAUAGCUUGGAUCACCAGCCUGGUUGGCUGCCCGACUCUGUGGCCUACCAUGCAGAUGAUGGCAAGCUGUACAAUGGCCGAGCCAAGGGCCGCCAGUUCGGGUCCAAGUGCAACUCCGGGGACCGGAUCGGCUGCGGCAUUGAGCCUGUGUCCUUCGACGUGCAGACUGCCCAGAUCUUCUUCACCAAAAAUGGGAAGCGAGUGGGUUCUACCAUCAUGCCCAUGUCCCCGGAUGGGCUGUUCCCAGCAGUGGGCAUGCACUCCCUGGGUGAGGAGGUACGGCUGCACCUCAACGCUGAGCUGGGCCGCGAGGACGACAGCAUCAUGAUGGUGGACAGUUACGAGGACGAGUGGGGCCGGCUGCACGACGUCCGCGUCUGUGGCACUCUGCUGGAAUACUUGGGGAAGGGCAAGAGCAUCGUGGAUGUGGGGCUCGCCCAGGCCCGGCACCCCCUGAGCACCCGCAGCCACUACUUUGAGGUGGAGAUUGUGGACCCCGGAGAAAAAUGCUACAUCGCCUUGGGCCUGGCCCGGAAGGACUACCCCAAGAACAGGCACCCUGGCUGGAGCCGAGGUUCCGUGGCUUACCAUGCAGAUGAUGGGAAGAUCUUCCAUGGCAGCGGCAUGGGGGACCCCUUUGGGCCGCGCUGCUACAAAGGAGACAUCAUGGGCUGUGGCAUCAUGUUCCCCCGUGACUACAUCCUGGACAGCGAAGGGGACAGUGAUGACAGUUGUGACACAGUAAUCCUGUCUCCAACUGCCCGGGCCGUCCGGAACGUCCGGAAUGUCAUGUACCUGCACCAGGAAGGGGAGGGGGAAGAGGAAGAAGAUGAUGGGGAAGAGAUAGAGCAAGAACACGAGGGCAAGAAGGUGGUGGUUUUCUUCACCCGGAAUGGCAAGAUCAUUGGGAAGAAAGAUGCUGUUGUACCUUCUGGAGGCUUCUUCCCUACCAUUGGAAUGCUGAGCUGCGGGGAGAAGGUCAAAGUUGACCUGCACCCACUGAGUGGCUAGGCCUGCCACUGCCUGCCCUUUCUCCCUUCAUGUCACCUGGCAGGGCCGGGUGCCCAGGCCCAGUCUUCCGGAGGAUUUGCUCAACCGGCAGGCCGGGGGGCUGCAGUCUCGCUCUGCCCUUACUGUGCAGGUCCCUGUUACACUCCUGUGAGCCCACGUUUCUGACCUGGUGCCUCCCUUGUCGUCAGUCCCCAUCCCAAGUCCCUGGUUGGACAGAAAUGGGCCCAAAGAGUGGUGCUGACACAGGAGGGGAUCCCACCUGCUCUGGACAGUGGUGGGUGAGCGCCCCAGCUCGGGGUGGCGCUUCACAGGGGGUGAGGUGCACCGCCCCUCCCUGACUUGCCGCAGCGUUUCUCAUUGAAUUCCUUUCUGUUUGGUUUUCUGUCCUCAUCAUGUGGACCAGUUGCUGCUGUCACCCCCCUGGCUGGGCUGGGGGACCUGUCCCAGGCUAUCUGGCUCCCCUCCUUGGCCGCUACUCUGAGACUGUGCUGGCGUCUCCUCCGUUCUCUCCCCUGAGAGCUGGCUUUCUCACCCUCCCUCUCCUUCCUGUUCAGCCCUCUAGGCGCCCCAAGAAUCCCUGGCUUGGCUCCACCUCCUGCACGCACACACAUACACGCGCGCGCGCACACACACACACACACACGGCUGGGCACCUAUCCCACAUCUCAAGAGUGGCAGGGCCGGGAGGUGGUGGGGCCGGCACCCUCUCUCCACCUCAGCCUUUCCUCGUCCAUAGCACCCUGGUCCCUAGCUUCCUGGAGG
Messenger RNA from Ochotona curzoniae (black-lipped pika), 2139 nucleotides. It is a transcript of the gene SPRYD3, whose product is annotated as SPRY domain containing 3. Bases 61 to 1377 code for a protein of 438 amino acids. The record is from RefSeq and is a predicted model, not a curated record. The transcript has 11 exons. NCBI's taxonomy places the organism in Eukaryota, Metazoa, Chordata, Mammalia, Lagomorpha, Ochotonidae. Gene Ontology annotation, molecular function: protein binding.